AUGUCUAAUCUCUAUGGAGCUACUCUUGGACCGAGUCCGGAAGACUGUGUUCUCAUCAACAGCACGCUCAAUAGCACUUCGAGUACCUCGGCGCUCGAGCGGGACAUCGAGCAGCUCCGCAACAACAUUGACACCAUCAAUGACCUCUUCCAGAAGGUCUCGCGCCCUCUCCAGAAAUUCGACCACGAAUACUUCAAGGAUUUAAACGCCAGUGGCGCACUCGCCCCGCAAUGGGUGUCCUUCCGCAAGAUCGCACACGCUGUAGUGUACUCCGGCGCGGUCCUGGGCAAGGUGCGAGAGGUCAACUGCAACGUCGCGGCUUUGGUUGCAGAGAUCCAGAUCUUUCAAGGGGUGAUUUCGUCUCCCUACCGCUUCUUAUAUUCUAAUAACAUCUCUCCUGCUCACCAGAAAGUCCAGGCGCAGAUUGUGAUGGCAAAGCGCGUGCGCGAUAGCUUCAACAACAUUGCUAACGACAUCAAGGAGUUCAAGAGGAAAGUCGAGAUCACCGUCGGUUUGGAGAGCCCCAGUGGAGCUCUUUCUGAGGACAUGUCCAAUGCCUUCGAGAACAUGAACGUGGUGGAAAACAAGGUCGCUAGGGGAUCAACUUAUAUGGGGACAGUGGCCUCAUUUGCUCCUCGAGUUGCGAGGACCCUGUGCACGAUUGCGCCCACGAUAGCCUUUCAAGCGUUGCAAUGCUUGUUUGUGGUUCCGGAAGCCGCCGUGAGUGUGGACCCAGACCUCGCGGCGCGAAUGGAACUUUCGAAGAGUCGGGCUCUGGAAAAUAUCGGUAAUGUGGGCCAGCGUAUCGAAGCUAUAGCCAACAUCUGGCACAGCCUACGGGUUGACAUGUUGUGCCUUGAGACGGACCUCAGCCUCUGCGGGGGGAGCGAAAACGUCACCUCAACUGCGUGGAACUCACAGUUCCUGAUGCCGAAGAUCGAGGCUAGCAUCACUGUAUGCAAGCUGCUCGUCAAGUGCCUGAGCUUGUACGUGAGUCAGGCCACCCUACAGAAGGCAGACGUGUUCCCGGGGUCGGGCUGA
Molecule: messenger RNA, 1041 nt
Organism: Trametes versicolor FP-101664 SS1
Lineage: Eukaryota; Fungi; Basidiomycota; Agaricomycetes; Polyporales; Polyporaceae
Exons: 8
Coding region: 1-1041 (346 amino acids)
Source: RefSeq, a predicted model, not a curated record